AUGGAAGCAGCGCAGUAUUUCGGGACAUUUUUCGACUUUUAUUGUCCUUAUCGUAUAGCUGGACGCAACACCGCCGGGAAGCGAUUCCAAAUUAUCAAACAAAAGCAUCGUUUGGUAAUUUUGAAAUCGAUUGUAUUGCUUGUGAUUUGCACGCUGGCCGCCUUGCUAGGACCAGGAUACGCAACCGUGUUCAUCCCUAACCGGAGUUGCAUUAAUCGGAUCAUUAAUUGGCUCUGUCUGGGCAUCGCGUUGGCCACCAACUUCAUGGUAACGUGGGAAAGCAUGGCCACCAGCAAGGAGGACAUACGAGUGUGGAACACGUUUGAUCGAAUCGAAAAUACACUUCUCAAGGAUGAUCGGGCCGGAGCACUAGCGCUGAUCCAACGUGUCAGUCGUACCUACGGUUGGAUGUUCUUUCUCUGGUUGGCACAGGUCGGGCUAGUUAUCGGAUUGUUGGUUGUUUUAGAAAUGCGCUCAGAAGAGCAUAGUUUAAGAUGUUUCAUCAUAAUCUUCGAAGUGCUGAGCAUCGUUGAUAGCAUGAAACUAUUGCAGAUCAUUAUGUACGUUCGCAUUUUGACCGUGUACGUGCGAAUGUUAACCAUCAGGUAUGGUCGGUUAGUAGUGUCCUUGAAUGGAAGAAUCGAGGAUAGGGUUCCUGAUCGCUUCCACCAACAGUUUCAACCGCUCAGUCUGUGUUACUUUGAUUGCAUGAAGGUGUUCUGCCAGAUGCAGGAUCAAUUUGGUUGGACUCUAACGUUUAUGUGCCUAAAAUAUUGCAUCGUAUUGUGGAAUGAAAUUUAUUGGACGGUAUACCGCUCAGUGCUGGAUCGAUCGUUCGAGUGGUAUUGUGUGAACCUGGUGCCGUAUCAUUUCGUCUACUUGUUCUUCACUUGGUCUUGUGAAAGAUUCUACACGGAGAUACGGCAUCUUUCUCGCCAGCUCUACAGGAUCAAUGUAAAUUCCUUGGAGGACACGAUCGUCCUGAGAAUCCGACAGUUUCAGCUGCUCCUUGAAUACAACACGUUAUUCUUUCAUACGUUUGGAAUUUGUCUCGUCUCUUAUCGAUUAAUUUUCCAGUAUAUCAUCUCGGCCAUAACCAGAGUCUCUUUUAUCGCACAAAUCCUCAUCGAUUACAGCUACGAAUAA
Messenger RNA from Anopheles aquasalis, 1146 nucleotides. RefSeq lists its product as uncharacterized. Gene Ontology annotation, biological process: sensory perception of taste. Gene Ontology annotation, cellular component: membrane. The record is from RefSeq and is a predicted model, not a curated record. Lineage: Eukaryota; Metazoa; Arthropoda; Insecta; Diptera; Culicidae.